CUCAGACACAGCGUAUAAAUAAGGCGCGUGUACCUCAAAAUAUUUUCAGUUCUGGUUCAGAUAGCGUUUACGUGUACUUCAAAGUUUUAUUGUGAAAAAUGAGCAUGUUCCUGAGUUUGCUGGUGCUUAGCGCUGUACUGCUGAUAGUCUUUCUCAAGUACAAGCACAGCUACUGGAAGCGGCGUGGUGUACCACAUGAAGCGCCGAGCUUUCCUUUGGGUGAUUUUAAGGAAUGGCGGCACACAAAAGGUUUCUUUGAAAUACUAACACCGAUCUACAAGAAAUUCAAGGGCACCGCGCCCUUCGCCGGCAUGUUCAUGGCUUUUAGUCCAGUCGCAUUGAUAAUCGAACCCGAUCUGGUGAAGAAAGUACUCAUCAAAGAUUUUAAUCAUUUCCGUGAUCGCGGUGUGUUUUGCAAUGUCAAAGAUGAUCCACUCACGGGACAUCUCUUCGCGCUGGAGGGAACCAAGUGGCGUGAAUUGCGCCAGAAACUCUCUGCGGCCUUCAGCUCCAGUAAAAUGAAAUUAAUGCAUCCAGCAAUGGUCAAAGUGGCUGAGGAAUUAAAGAAGGUUUUAGAAGAAAAGCGUGCGACUGCUGCUGGUGGCGUUAUUGAGAUCACUGAUUUGCUAUCGCGCUUCACAGCCGACAUCAUCGGCGUUUGCGCCUUUGGCAUCGAGUGCAAUAGUUUACGCAAUCCGCAAGCGGACUUCGUCGUGAUGGGAAAGAAGGCGAAUACCGAACGGCGACAUGGCAUUCUCCUAGACACCUUCAUAGAAGCAGCGCCGAAGUUGGCGCGUACGCUGCGUAUGCGACAAACGACACAGGAAGUGCACGACUUCUAUAUGGGAAUCGUGCGUGAGACAAUCGAUUAUCGUGAGAAGAAUGAUGUGAAGCGCAACGACCUAAUGGAUGUAUUGCUGGAAUUAAAGAGCAAGGGCGGCAACGAUGGCGGACUCACUGUUAAUGAAAUUGCUGCGCAAGUAUUCGUUUUCCUCAUAGCUGGAUUUGAGACCUCCUCAACCACAAUGGGUUAUGUGCUUUAUGAACUGGCCAAACGCCAGGAUAUACAGAAUCGCCUGCGUGACGAGAUCAAUACGGUGCUAGAGCGACACAACAACGAAUACAGCUAUGAGUCCAUGCAAGAUAUGCGCUAUCUGGAACAAGUAUUCUCAGAAACCUUACGCAAAUUUCCAAUUGUCGGCCAUUUGAUACGUGAAGCCGAUACAAAUUAUAAAAUCGCAGAUACGCGCUACACCAUCGAAAAGGACACAAUGGUUAUUAUACCCAUUUAUGAGCUACAAAAUGAUCCCGAAUACUAUCCAAAUCCAGAAGAGUUCGAUCCAGAACGGUUUACGGAAGCAGAAAUAAAGAAACGUCCAGCUUGCACUUGGCUGCCUUUUGGCGAUGGUCCACGCAAUUGCAUCGGUCUACGUUUCGGCAAAAUGCAGGUGUUCGUUGGACUCACAUAUUUGCUGCGCCACUUCAAGUUCUCAGCUUGUGAGGAAACCGAAGAGCACUUGCGCUUCCAUGUGGAUAAAAUCAUACUACAACCUGUCAAUGGCAUAAAAUUGCGCGUGGAGCGCAUAAUGUUCGUGCUUCUGGCGCUCCUCAUCGCAGCACUCGCGCUCAUUGUGAUCGCACUGCAACGCCACUACACAUACUGGCAACGGCGUGGCGUGCCACAAGUGACGCCACGUUAUGUGGUGGGUAAUAUAGAGCGCGCUGCCGGCGGUCAAGUGCAGCUACGACACUUUAACCAGAGUCUUUAUGAAGCGUUCAAGAAGCAACGCGCCUUUGUCGGCAUGUACAUCUUCUUCACGCGCGCUGCGCUCAUUCUCGAUUUGGAUGUGAUUAAGGAUAUUUGUAUAAGCAAGUUUUCGAAUUUUCAAGAUCGUGGCGUUUUCUCGAAUCCGCGUGAUGAUCCACUGACUGGUCAUCUUUUUCGUCUCGAGGGAGCACAGUGGCGUGCCAUGCGUAAUAUACUCACACCCGUCUUCUCUUCGGGCAAUAUGAAAUUCAUGUUCCCCACUGUGGUGAAAGUGGGUCAUGAAUUGGUGGCCGCUUGCCACAAAGCGAUCGCGGAGAGCCCACAACAGCAAGAGGUCGAAUUGAAGGAGCUUUGCGCGCGCUACACUACUGAUGUCAUUGGCACUUGUGCCUUCGGUAUUGAGUGCAACAGUCUGCUGGAUCCACAAGCUGAAUUUAGGCGUCGCGGUCAUGCCGUGUUUACCGAGCCGCGUCACUCGCAACUGGUGCAGACUUUCAUGUUGAUGAAUCCGGAUUGGGCGCGUCGUAUGCGUCUGAAGUUCUUUCCCGAUCACAUCAUACAGUUCUAUAUAGAUGUGGUGCGUCAGACUGUCGAACUACGACAGCGUGAGCAUAUCAAACGCAACGAUUUCAUGGACUUGUUGAUCGGCUUAAAGGCCGAGGAUGAGCGUUUGGCCUUGAACAGCGAUGGUAUUGAUCUCUCGCAAGGUUUGACACUCAACCAAAUGGUAUCACAGGCUUUCGUCUUCUUUGUGGCGGGUUUCGAUACCUCAUCAACAACCAUGUCGUUAUGUCUUUAUGAACUCGCCUUGAACGUGCCAAUACAAGAGAAAGUGCGUGCUGAAAUCGAGCGCGUGCUAAACGCGCACAAUAAUGAACUCACUUACGAGGCGCUGAACGAAAUGCAAUAUCUCGAUCAAGCAGUGGAUGAAACACUACGCAAGUACCCUGUCGUGCCAUAUCUCGUGCGCAAAGCCAAAGAGGACUACUUAGUGCCCAAUACUAAUGAAGUCAUUGAAAAAGGCUGCCUUGUGGUAUUACCCGCACACGCUAUUCAACAUGACGCCGAACUUUAUCCGGAGCCAGAUAAAUUCAAUCCGGACCGCUUCGAGCCAGCGUUGAGUCGUGCACGCCAUGCAGCAGCCUAUAUGCCUUUCGGCAUCGGCCCACGCGCCUGUAUUGGUCUGCGCUUUGGCAAAAUGCAAGCCAAAAUAGGACUCAUCAAUUUACUAAGACACUUUAAAUUUAGUAAAACCCCUAGCACCCAGACCCCACUGCAAUUCAUCGAGCGCAUUUUUCAAAUCACUCCAGCCAGUGGCAUACACUUGCGAGUGGAGCCUGUGGACGCCAACUUUGACGUGUCAUUUGUUGGCAGUGAAACCAAACGCUUGGAUAAUCGCAGCACAUAUAUAGAGAACAUAAAUAAUAAAUUUGUGAAAGUAAUAGACAUCAAAAUGGCCAUUGCCGUGCUCUGCGCACUGCUCGCCGUUGUUGUGGGCACGCUUUAUUUGAAACUACGACACCACUACAGCUACUGGGAGCGACGCGGAGUACCACAUGAGACACCGCAAUACUUUCUCGGCAAUAUGAGCGGCAUCGGCACCAAGUAUCACUGGAAAGAUAUCAACAUACGUUUCUACAAUCGUUUCAUGGGUCAAACGCCCCUAUUUGGCGCCUACACAUUCUUCAAGCGCGUCGCCUACAUCAUAGACCUCGAUCUGAUUAAACAAAUUUUGGUCAAAGACUUCAACUACUUCACCGAUCGCGGACUCUUUCACAAUGUACGCGAUGAUCCGCUCACUGGCAAUUUGCUGUUCUUGGAUGGCGAGCAGUGGCGCGUACUGCGUCAUAAGCUAUCGCCCGCCUUCACCACCGGCAAGAUACGUUUCAUGUUCCCCACCAUGGUGUCGGUGGGUGAACGCAUUGUGGGCGCAUGUCAGCGCAUUAUGAACAUCGGCGGCACUGUGGAAAUGAAAGAGCUCUGUGCACGUUACACAACCGAUGUAAUUGGUGAGGUUGCUUUCGGCAUUGAGUGCAAUAGCUUGAAGGAUCCGCAAGCGAUGUUCCGGCGCAUGGGUAGGGAUAUUGUCGAAAAGCCACGUCACUCGCUACUUGUACAGGCCUUCAUGUUCACCGAUCCACAGCGCGCGCGACAAUUGCGCUUGAAGAACUUUCCCGAUGACGUCACCGAGUUCUUUAUGGGUGUAGUACGUGAGACCGUGGCGUACAGAGAAAAGAAUGGCGUAAGUCGUAACGACUUCAUGGACAUGAUGCUGGAAAUGAAAGCGCAACGCGAUCGCCUCAAGGAAACAGACAUCAAAGAAGACGAUCUAACGAAUGGUUUGAACAUCGAACAGGUCGCAGCGCAAGCGCUGGUAUUCUAUUUGGCUGGCUUCGAAACCUCAUCCACGGUGAUGUCUUUCUGCUUAUAUGAAUUAGCUUUGAAUCAAGAAGUACAAGAGAAAUUGCGUGAAGAAAUAUGCAGCGUGCUGCAGAAAGCGGAUGGCCAAGUAACAUAUGAGACCAUAAAGGAAAUGACUUACUUGAAGAAAGUGAUAUCAGAAACCCUGCGCAAACACCCCGUCAUACCGCAUCUAACGCGCUUAGCCGUCGCUGACUACAGCGUACCCAACACCGACUGGCUGCUAGAGCGCGGCAUGCGCAUCUUCAUACCCGUCGACGCCAUACACCACGACCCCGCAAUCUAUCCGGAUCCCGAAAAAUUCGAUCCUGAACGCUUUGCACCCGAAGCCAUUGCACAGCGCCACCCGUUCGCCUACUUGCCUUUCGGCGAUGGUCCGCGUAAUUGCAUCGGCAUGCGCUUCGGCGAAUUGCAGACCGCCAUUGGCGUUGUACAAUUGCUGCGCCACUUUCGCUUCAAGCCUUCGGCACGCACACUCAACCCGAUGGUGUAUUUAAAGAAGAAUUUCCUCAUCGCCGCUGACGGUGGCAUACACUUGACCGUGGAGAAUUUGGAGAAAACGAUGUAGGAGUGCUCUUAUGUACAACAACAUAAUCAAGGCUAUUGCUUUGUUAUUGCUUUAAUUGCCUUACAUAAAUAAUUUAUUCAUUUGCGUGUUUAAUGUCUCUCUAUAUGUAAAUAUGUUUUUUAAUCUUUUCCCCUCUCCUACUAAUAUUCGCACCACCCUGUUACACUUGAAACCCUAUAAUUAUCUGUACUCCAUAAAUUUACAAUAAAAACGUUUUGUCAUUAAUUGUU
This is a messenger RNA of Zeugodacus cucurbitae (melon fly), 4987 nucleotides long. RefSeq lists its product as uncharacterized. The record is from RefSeq and is a predicted model, not a curated record. Lineage: Eukaryota; Metazoa; Arthropoda; Insecta; Diptera; Tephritidae. Gene Ontology annotation, molecular function: monooxygenase activity; iron ion binding; heme binding. The coding region runs from base 99 to 4757 and encodes 1552 amino acids. The transcript has 6 exons.